AACUCAAUAUGGAAUACUAAUAUCUAUUUUCAAAUUGGGAACUUUUCCAAAUAUAAUUUUCAACAAUUAUACAGUAAUUAUGGCAAAGCCGACGUUAGAUAAGAGUCUUACCAUAAAAUUGUUUGUUCUUUUCUACUAUAAAUUGAAACACAAAGUGUGACAAUAUUCUUCAUCAAUCAAUUCUAACUUUCUCUGCUUCUUCUUCUCAAAGUAAAAAAAAUAAAAUGAAGUUGUUGGUUUCAUUGGUUAUCGUCUCUAUUUUCUUGAACGGUUUCGCAACCGCUCAAACUCUCAUUGAAGAUUCUUGCAAGAAAGCUUUCGCGAAAGACCCGCAGGUGACAUACGAGUUCUGCGUCAAGUCUCUUACAGAAGAUCCACAAAGCAAAGCCGCGACUACUCUCGAAGGUUUGCUCCUAGCAUCGACGAAGAACGCUGCAGCAAAAUUUACAAACAUGAAAGGAGUCGUUCAACAAGAUAUCAAGGACAAGAGAUAUGCUGAUAUUGUGGGAUUGUUACGCUUAUGCCUCGGAUUUUAUGACGAUGCUAAUGAUGAUUUAAACACUGCUUUAAAGAACGUUCAAUCGCAUGAUUAUGAAGGCGCUAACAUUAAUCUGAGUGCCGCUCUGGAUGUAUCGGGCAAUUGCGAGGAUGCAUUCAAGGAAGACAAAAAGAAGUCUCCGAUUACUACCGAGAAUGAUAUUUUGUAUAAGAAGGUUUUGAUUCCUUUGGCUUUUACUAAUAUGUUGUGAUAAAUUUAUCAAAGUGUGUCAUAAAACAUCGAUUAAUUUUUAUUAUAGAAAUUUGAAGGCAAAGUAACUUUAUCUUAAUUGAUGGAAAUAAAAUUUAAUUCGCUUUACAUAUAUAUGAUCUCUUUUUUU
Molecule: messenger RNA, 878 nt
Organism: Arabidopsis lyrata subsp. lyrata
Lineage: Eukaryota; Viridiplantae; Streptophyta; Magnoliopsida; Brassicales; Brassicaceae
Product: pectinesterase inhibitor 12
Exons: 1
Coding region: 225-749 (174 amino acids)
Molecular function (GO): enzyme inhibitor activity
Source: RefSeq, a predicted model, not a curated record